UCCCUUGUAUAUUUGACCCGACUGGGCAUGAAAAGAUGUCUCUACGCUGCGGGGACGCCGCCCGCACCCUUGGGCUCUGGGUGAGCCGCGGGGCAAAUCUUCAAGAUUUUGUUUCUGGUGCUCUUGCCGACAAAAGCACCUGGGAUGAGUACAAAGGAAACUUAAAACGCCAAAAAGGAGAAAGGUUAAGACUGCCUCCAUGGCUGAAGACAGAGAUUCCCAUGGGAAAAAAUUACAAUAAACUGAAAAAUACUUUGAGGAAUUUAAAUCUCCAUACGGUAUGUGAGGAAGCCCGAUGUCCCAAUAUUGGGGAGUGUUGGGGAGGUGGAGAACAUGCCACUGCCACGGCCACAAUCAUGACUUUUGCAUGUUCAUGUUUUUCUUGGCAAAGUUCUGAAGAUUACUGUGUUGAAGCUGAUACUGGGAAUCCAAAAAUCCUAGUGGAAUGUCUCACGCCUGAUUUUCGAGGAGACCUUAAAGCUGUAGAGAAAGUUGCUCGGUCAGGAUUAGAUGUGUAUGCACAUAAUGUAGAAACAGUUCCAGAAUUACAAAGGAAAGUUCGUGAUCCCCGAGCCAAUUUUGACCAGUCUCUACGUGUACUAAAACAUGCCAAGGAGGUUCAUCCUGAUGUUAUUUCUAAAACAUCUAUAAUGUUGGGCUUAGGUGAGAAUGAUGAGCAAGUUUAUGCAACAAUGAAAGCACUUCGUGAGGCAGAUGUGGACUGUUUGACUUUAGGACAAUACAUGCAGCCAACAAAACGCCUCCUCAAGGUUGAGGAAUAUAUUACUCCUGAAAAGUUCAAAUACUGGGAAAAAAUAGGAAAUGAACUUGGAUUUCAUUAUACUGCAAGUGGCCCUUUGGUGAAUUUUUCCUGA
Otolemur garnettii (small-eared galago) is the source of this 875-nucleotide messenger RNA. It is a transcript of the gene LIAS, whose product is annotated as lipoic acid synthetase. The record is from RefSeq and is a predicted model, not a curated record. The transcript is spliced from 10 exons. Gene Ontology annotation, molecular function: lipoate synthase activity; 4 iron, 4 sulfur cluster binding. Lineage: Eukaryota; Metazoa; Chordata; Mammalia; Primates; Galagidae. Gene Ontology annotation, biological process: lipoate biosynthetic process. Gene Ontology annotation, cellular component: mitochondrion. The coding region runs from base 36 to 875 and encodes 279 amino acids.